This is a messenger RNA of Gracilinanus agilis (Agile Gracile Mouse Opossum), 3214 nucleotides long. It is a transcript of the gene ACOT12, whose product is annotated as acyl-CoA thioesterase 12. The record is from RefSeq and is a predicted model, not a curated record. The transcript is spliced from 15 exons. Gene Ontology annotation, molecular function: acetyl-CoA hydrolase activity; lipid binding. Lineage: Eukaryota; Metazoa; Chordata; Mammalia; Didelphimorphia; Didelphidae. Gene Ontology annotation, cellular component: extracellular exosome.
AUGGUCCCUGGCUGCGCAAGGGCGUGCCAACUGCCCUUUGAAACCAUGGGUGCAGUCCAGACUGGGCUGCUUUGGCCAUUUAGGCAGAUGACUUGAGCCCUGCAGAAGACCGCAGGACGGCUCCUGAGAGGGACAGCUCUGCGUUCCAGGGGUUGUCAGCUGUGGGGCAGCCUGCUCCAGCUGGGCAUGGAACACCCCGGCUCACAGAAGCGGCCGCUGGGCGGCGCUGCCGAGGUCCAGAUGUGCCAAGCCAUACUGCCUUCCCAUGCCAACCACCUAGGUGAGCUGAGCGCAGGCCAGCUGCUCAAAUGGAUUGACACCACAGCCUGCCUAGCAGCUGAAAAACAUGCUGGUGUCUCCUGUGUAACAGCAUCAAUGGAUGACAUACAGUUUGAAGAGACAGCCAGGGUAGGCCAGAUCAUCAAUAUCAAAGCGAAAGUCAUCAGAGCAUUCAAAACCAGCAUGGAGAUCAGCAUUAAAGUCAUAGUACAAGAUACAUUCACCAGAACUCAGAAGCUUGUGAAUGUGGCAUUCUCUACGUUUGUAGCCAAACCAGUUGGAGGAGAAAAGGUUCAAUUAAAGCCAGUCACCCUUCUGACAGAACAAGAUCAAGUUGAACAUGAUCUGGCUUCAGAGAGAAGGAAAGUCAGACUCCAACAUGAGGACACCUUCCAGAGCCUGAUGAGGGAGAGCAGCAUGUUUGCUGAUGCCCUCUGUGACCAAGAAGACAGUAUGGUUUCAACCAGUGAUACCUGGGUACAGAGCAUUGAACUUGUCCUUCCGCCCCAUGCAAAUCAUCAUGGAAAUACAUUUGGGGGCCAGAUUAUGGCUUGGAUGGAGACAGUGGCUAACAUUUCAGCAAGCCGCCUUUGUUGCUCCCAUCCCAUUCUGAAGUCCGUGGAUAUGUUUAAGUUUCGGGGACCGUCUACUGUUGGUGAUCGGCUUGUCUUCAACUCCAUUGUCAACAAUACUUUUCAGGAAUGGGUUGAAGUGGGGGUCCGUGUUGAGGCAUACAACUGUGAGGAAUGGUCCAAAGGCCAAGGCCGCCAUAUCAACAGUGCUUUUCUCAUUUAUUAUGCUUUUGAUGAUAAUGAAGAACACAUCGUGUUCCCCAGAGUCAAGCCCAUUUCAGAGGAUGAUGUGAGAAGGUAUCGUGGGGCUAUUGCACGUAAGAGGAUACGACUUGGCAGGAAAUAUGUUGUUUCUCAUAAAGAAGACAUUCCACUUUGUGUUCACUGGGAUGAAAACAACCAGGUAUACUUGAGUCACAGCAAUGUGGAUGCUCUCAAAGCUCUGGAAGCCAAAAGUGGUUGGGAAGUCACCAGUGCUGUGGGAAAGGUCAAAAUGCAUACCUUGGAGGAGCAGGAUGUUUUGUCAGUCUGGGUAGAAAAGCAAGUAGAGAGAUCAGCUAACUUAGCUUUUGACCUGCUGUCUGACUUCACGAAGCGGCCUCAGUGGGACCCCCAUUUCUUGACUUGUGAUGUCAUAGACAGGGUGAGCGACAAUGACACAAUAUAUUAUAUAACCUGUCCAAAAGUGAGUAACAGUAAACCUAUAGAUUUGGUUGUCCUUGUAUCACGAAGAAAACCUGCCAAAGAUAGUAACACUUAUGUAGUAGCAGUCAAGUCCGUCACCCUGGCAUCUGUCCCACCUUCUCCUCAGUACAACAGAAGUGAGAUCACACGUGCGGGAUUCCUGAUACGGGCUGUUGACAGCAACUCCUGCACGGUCUCAUACCUGCAUCAAAUUUCUUCUAGCACCCUACCUUAUUUUGCUGGAAAUAUUGGUGGCUGGUCAAGAUCCAUUGAGGAAACAGCUGCUUCAUGUAUCCAAUUCAUAGAAGAAGCAACUAUUGACAGGUUCAUCAAAAAAUAAUAUUGUAAAGAGUUCAACUCUCAGUGGUCUGUUUAUAGACUAUCUGUUUUGUGGAUUAUUUACAAGUUUUUGAUCCCAAGCCCACUUUAAAAAAAAACCAAAAAACAAGUAAAAUGGAAUCAUGGAGAUGCUGAAGAAAAUCAUAAAAUUCAUUCUAAUACUUCAGGGAUCAAUGAUUUUGUGGGUGUGGGUCUUUUCUUCACCUCCAUCAAUUACAUCUGUCCCCACCUUACCAGAUGGUUUGAUGAAUUGCUGCGGCCAAGCCCCUAGUGAUGCGCCUCUCUAACCUUAGCUGUUCUGGACUUGAACAAGAUGCACCAUCUUUCCCUAGGUUCACAUGGAAAGACUUUACAGCUUGUGGAGACUGGUCAGAGCAUGGUCUCUGCUGACAUAGCCUUCGAAAACCUGAGAUCACUUCAGGGGCGCGAUGAAGCACCAGAGUGGCUCUUUACUGGAGUGUAUACUCCAAGGUCACGUUUGAUUGAAUGUUUAUUUGUACACCGUACUGGAUCCGCCGUGCCCCUGCUCUCUUUUGGUGGAGAGGAUAACUGAGAGUUGACUGUUAUUAGAAUUUUAUGUAUUAUGUAAAUUGAUAUGGAAGCAGAAAAGGUGCUCUUAAUUUUUUUUUAAGAAUUAAAUGGCCAAAAAAAAAAAAAAAAAGGAAAAAGAAAAAGAACUAAAUGGUCGUAAGAGUGUGACUGGUGUGAAAUUUACAUCUUUGGAGAACCUGAAAUGAAGAUUGGUUAGAAACUGAAUAGUUGAUUAAUAGGAUGACAUUGUUUCAUGGGAACAGCAGGUGCCUGUAUGUCAGAAGCAUCUGACAAGAUGUAUUACACUUUUAGAGCUUGAAAUUAGGAGGACAUUAAAACAUAAUGGAAUCCAAUCAAUUUCAGUAAUAGGAACUACUUACUGGUGUCAUUUAAUAUAUAUUCAAGGUGGCUGAUCAAUUUAGUAUCUAUUGCUAUAUAUACAUGCAAAGUACCUGCAAAAUGUGAUAUUGAGAGGUAAAAGAACAUUAAGAGAACUUUUUCAGAACUAUUACAUUAGCACUUUAUUCUUUGACAUUCAUCCUUCUACUCUAGCUAACCAUGAACUGGAUUGGUCCUAAAGGCAAAUCGGCCUCAUCCAGGUGAGCCUCCGAGUCUCUGGGGGAAUCUUUCUGAAGUCUAAAGAACCAUUUACCUGAGUUCUCCUGAGGUUUUUAGGAAGUCAGAAGCCUCUUAGCAUUCUGCCACUGCUGUCAACCCCUCCAAAUCUGCCACCCCCCCCCACCUUUCCAAUAUAAACUUGUUCUGAUUAUUUUUGACUUUCUGUCAGCAUCUCUAAAACAGGGCUUUUA